AUGAACACGUCAAUAGCGCCGACGGCGGGACAGGCGCAACACCAGCCCAGGGCGCGGCGGCCGCACCGGCCUCGCAAGGACUACACCAAUUUGGACACGGUAUUCGAGUCGCUCGACGACCUCAAAACCGCCCUACGCCAGUACAUGGACAAUGCCACAACCCCCGACGCCCUCCCGCAAUAUGUCUCGUGUGCUAUGACCUUGGCCAUUCAUGCCGCUCUACCUCUCAAGUCUCCCACCGAAACCUCCCACCCUCGCCGUCGACCCAGCUACAUGCCCUUUGAUGGCUUUGGCGACGAGCUAGAUCUCGGCGGACACGAUAUCGGCUCGGUCCACGAACAGCACCAAGCAGAACAGGAGCAGGAGCAAGAUCAAGAGCAGCAGUUGGAAUACAAGACGGUGCUGGAACUAGUAAACAUCGACGACCUCAAGCAGCGACAGAUAUGGCAGCGCGCUGCUGCCAAGGGCAUUGUCCAGCAGAUCCAACACCUUGAUGGCUUCAAGUACUGCUUCAACAACAACUGGUCCAGCAAAGACGACAACGGUUAUCGCUACUCGUACACUUGUCUCGACUCGCUGGAAAACAAGGACAGACACGCCAAUGGCUUCCGUGCCACCAAUGCUGCAACCCGGCGCCCUGGUGCCAACACUCGCGGUGUUCGCAAACCCACCUACGACUGCAAGGGUCAGAUCGCAGUCAAGUUCUCUGCCAUGCGCCAGUCUGUCGAGGUUGUCUACAAGCAUCACGCCAUCCACAAGACGGUCGCUGAGAGACGCCCGCCUCCACGUAAAGAUUCAAAGCGGAAGUCCAUCACACAGCAGUCAGUGGCGGAAACCACACCUGAUGCAAGCCUGGUGUCUUUUGUAGACCAAGACACCCACGAGAACUCUNUUAUCCUCCAUGAUGUUGAUCCCUCGGCCUUCCAACCCUAUUCUGACCCCGUAGAGCUUCCAGUUGCAAAGAAGCCCCUUCGCAAGACCAAUGAGAGUGCCAGUCAGCCCCGCUCGAAGCGCCAGAAAAUACAGCCUGUUCAACUAGCAGAUCAAGUGGAACGUCCUUUGUCGCUGGUUGAGAUUCUGCAACGGUCGAUGGCUCCACCUAACACCUCCACUCUGAACCAGGAGCUGAAUGCUGAGUCAUCGCCGUCGCCGCCUCCGGCUCCUCUCUGGCGGACUCCGCCUUCGGCUCCUGUCACCAUCUCGUCCAACACUCUUUCUGGCAAUUACCCUCCCCUUGCGAGUCAUCCAAGCUUCAACCCAGCUUACCAGCAACCGCAACCACCUGAUGUUGGUCGCUUCUCAAAGCUUGCUGUCCCUUGUUUCAAGUGCAAAGCUGCGCAUACCCAGUGCGAUGGUUUGCAACCUGUCUGUAACUCCUGCCAGCUACGAGGAACCGUUUGCAACUAUCCCUCGAUCCUCAGAUUCGACAAGGCACCCGUUCCAGAUUCGCGCUGGAUACAAGUGCAACCUACUCAGAACGGGCGUGGUGUGUUUCGCGUGAACCAGAGCUCUCCGGCAAACAACACAUCGGCUGUUCCCCCUCAGGACGCGUUUCCCGCCGCUGGUCAACAAGGUCCAUGGUACUCUCAGUCCUGA
Molecule: messenger RNA, 1596 nt
Organism: Aureobasidium vineae
Lineage: Eukaryota; Fungi; Ascomycota; Dothideomycetes; Dothideales; Saccotheciaceae
Source: the annotation of a GenBank genome assembly